Messenger RNA from Punica granatum (pomegranate), 2305 nucleotides. Lineage: Eukaryota; Viridiplantae; Streptophyta; Magnoliopsida; Myrtales; Lythraceae. The record is from RefSeq and is a predicted model, not a curated record.
ACCUCAAUCCCAUUCUCUCUCUCUCUUUCUACACAUUCAAAUUAAACUCAGCUCGUCUCUCUCUCUCUCUCUCUCUCUCUCUCUCUCUCUACCUCUGGCCGACCUAUCGCCGUCGCAGAUCUGCAGCAGAAGCCCGCAGCGGAGCCGUUUGCCGGUGAGGUCUCAGAUCGAUCCAGCUGGUCUGAGCCUCGGGCCAUUCUCUGCCGGAUCCGGUCGGCGGGUACGUCUCGGAAAUGGAGAACCUGAUCUCGCUCGUCAACAAAAUCCAGAGAGCCUGCACUGCUCUCGGUGACCACGGCGAGGGCAGCGCCUUGCCUACCCUCUGGGACUCCUUGCCGGCGAUCGCCGUCGUAGGUGGCCAGAGUUCAGGGAAAUCAUCGGUGUUGGAGAGUGUGGUUGGCAAGGAUUUCUUACCUCGUGGCUCCGGUAUUGUUACGCGGCGUCCUCUCGUCUUGCAGCUGCAUAAGCUCGAAGAAGGCAGCAGAGAAUAUGCGGAAUUUCUCCACCUGCCUCGGAAGAGAUUCACUGAUUUUGCUGCUGUGAGGAAGGAGAUUUCAGAUGAAACUGAUAGAGAGACUGGGCGCACUAAACAAAUCUCAAGUGUCCCGAUUCAUCUCAGUAUAUAUUCACCUAAUGUUGUCAACUUGACUCUGAUCGAUCUUCCUGGGCUCACAAAGGUAGCUGUUGAGGGUCAACCAGACAGCAUUGUGCAAGACAUUGAAAAUAUGGUCCGCUCCUACAUUGAGAAGCCCAACUGUAUUAUUUUAGCAAUUUCACCGGCCAACCAAGAUCUUGCUACUUCUGAUGCAAUUAAGAUUUCGAGAGAAGUUGAUCCUACCGGGGAGAGGACAUUUGGAGUCUUAACGAAGAUUGAUCUGAUGGAUAAGGGUACUGAUGCGGUUGAUAUAUUAGAAGGGAAAGCUUACCGGCUUAAGUAUCCCUGGAUUGGUGUUGUAAAUCGAUCACAAGCUGAUAUCAAUAAGAAUGUUGACAUGAUUGCUGCUCGCCGAAGGGAGCGUGAAUAUUUUUCUAGCACCCCUGAAUACAAGCAUCUCGCUCACAGAAUGGGUUCUGAGCAUCUGGCAAAGAUGAUGUCUAAGCAUCUGGAGAAUGUUAUCAAAUCAAAGAUUCCAGGCAUCCAGUCCCUUAUUAACAAGACGAUAAUUGAAAUUGAAACUGAACUUAGCAGGCUGGGAAAACCUAUCGCCACAGAUGCAGGAGGAAAGCUGUACAUGAUCAUGGAAAUUUGCCGGCUUUUCGAUCAAAAUUACAAAGAACAUUUGGAUGGCGUGCGCUCUGGAGGUGACAAGAUAUAUUACGUUUUCGAUAAUCAGCUUCCUGCUGCUCUCAAGCGGUUGCAGUUUGACAAGCAACUUGCAAUGGAAAACAUAAGGAAGCUUAUCACUGAAGCUGAUGGAUAUCAGCCUCAUUUGAUAGCUCCUGAGCAAGGAUAUCGCCGUCUUAUUGAGUCUACUUUGGUGACAAUUAGAGGUCCUGCUGAGGCUGCUGUUGAUGCGGUUCAUGCUCUACUGAAGGAAUUAGUGCACAAGGCAGUCAGUGAGACUCCAGAGCUAAAACAAUAUCCUGCCCUCAGAGUAGAAGUCGGAAACGCUGCUAUUGAAUCACUCGAACGAAUGAGGGAAGAGAGCAAGAAAGCUACACUGCAGCUAGUCGACAUGGAAUGUGGUUACCUGACGGUUGACUUCUUCCGGAAGCUUCCUCAGGACAUCGAGAAGGGUGGCAACCCUACGCACUCACUUUUUGACCGAUAUAAUGACGGUUAUCUCAGGCGAAUUGGAUCAACGGUUUUGUCUUAUGUGAACAUGGUUUGUGCGGGUCUUCGGAACUCUAUUCCGAAGUCCAUUGUCUACUGUCAAGUUCGUGAAGCCAAAAGGAGCCUGCUUGACCAUUUCUUCACCGAGCUGGGGAAAAUGGAUCAAAAGUAUCUCUCCUCGCUAUUGAAUGAGGACCCUGCAAUCAUGGAGCGGCGGUCCCAGCUCGCAAAGAGGCUGGAACUGUACAGGAGUGCACAAGCAGAGAUCGAUAAUGUUGCUUGGUCCAAGUAGCCUCUUUAUAUUAUAGGAGCUUAAGGUGGAAAGGAGUCGUGAUUCUUUCAUUCAUGAGCAGCCGGGAGUGAGAGAUUUCUUAUGUUCAUGAAUUUGUGAGUUGUAUGCAUACGAAGUGAAGCGACCAUUUAUUCCUGUUUGGGGUCAAUUAUGGGCACCGUAAAUGAUGAUAUACACGUGAUCAGUUCUGCUAGCAUUUGCGGUACAAGAACGUGACAUAAAUAUGCCUUCUGAUCAAA